GAGAGGAGAAAACAGCAGCAGAAGAAGAAUUAAUAAAGAGAGAGAGAGAGCGAUGUGUUGUAUUUGAGCCUCUCUCGCCCGUCAUGUGAAAGUGAAACCUCUGCAUGUUUUAUUCUGUUGUUUACUUUGUUUGUUUGUUGUUUCCUGGCUCGCUCGUGCUGUCGGGACUUUUACACUUUGACACUCAGCGGCAGACGAGGGGAGUCGGGGUGACUCAGGAUGACUGAAGCUCCGUUCAUCUACGACAAUGACCUGCAGAAUUUGAUGCCGUACGACUACCUUCCUCCAGUGGACAUAAAGAGCGAACCCUACAUACCUGAGACAGCUCAUGGCCCCUACAUUCAAAUCAUCGAAGAGCCCAAACAGAGGGGCUUUCGUUUCCGUUAUGAAUGCGAGGGUCCAUCCCAUGGCGGGCUCCCAGGGGCCUCCAGCGAGAAGAACAGGAGAACCUACCCAACCGUGAAGAUCAAUAACUACGUGGGCCACGCCCGGGUGGAGGUCCAGCUGGUGACCCACUCCGAUCCUCCUCGUGUCCACGCUCACAGUCUGGUGGGACGCCACUGCACCGAGAACGGCACUUGCAUGCUGGACGUCGGCCCCAACGACCUCACGGCCUCCUUCAGUAACCUGGGGAUCCUCCAUGUGACCAAGAAAGGAGUGGGGGAGGUGCUGAGCAGGAGGCUGAGGGAGGAGAGGAAGAGGCAGAAAGGACCUCACUGCCACCUGACAGAAGCAGAGGAAAACUCCAUCCUGAAGGAGGCCAAGGAGCUGGGCAAAGUGAUGGACCUGAACAUAGUCAGGUUAAAGUUCACCGCUUACCUGCAGGACAGCCAGGGAGGCUUCACCAGAGCACUGAAGCCCGUCGUCUCCAACCCCAUCUACGACAGCAAGUCGCCGAACGCCUCCAACCUGAAAAUCUCUCGGAUGGACAAAACGUGCGGCUCGGUGCUCGGGGGAGACGAGAUCUUCCUGCUCUGUGACAAAGUCCAGAAAGACGACAUCGAGAUCCGUUUUUAUGAGGAGGACGACGAGGGAGGCUGGGAGGCGUUCGGCGACUUCUCCCCCACAGAUGUCCACAAACAGUACGCCAUCGUGUUCAAAACGCCGCCCUAUCACAGCGCAGAGAUCGAGCGGCCCGUCACCGUCUUCCUGCAGCUGAAGAGGAAAAAGGCCGGCGACAGCAGCGACCCCAAACAGUUCACCUACAUACCGCAGAUCCAAGACAAAGAGGAGGUGCUGAGAAAGAAGCAGAAGCCGCUGCCUCACUAUGAAUCCUGGAGGGGAGGCGGAGGAGGAGGAGGACGAGGUGGAGGAGCCGGGGGAUUUGGAGGAGGAGGAGGAGGAGGAUUCCAGUUCAACCAGCAGAUGAAUGGAGCAGGAGGAGGAGGAGGAGGAGCGGGAGGAGUUUUCUUCACCGGAGGCUUCACAGGAUUUGGCGGAGGGGGAGGGGCUCAGAUGUCAGGCUCCGCCCCUCAGACAGGGGCCACCCAGCAACAGACAGACGGACAGACCGGCUCUCCACUACAGCAGCAGCUGUUUCAGAUCGCUGCCGCCCUGCACAGCAGAACCUCCCAGAGCGCCCGACAGACCGCUGCCGCCCUCCUGCAGUACUGCAGCACCGGGGACGCCCGGGUCCUUCUGGCAAUCCAGAGACACCUCUGUGGCAUCCAGGACAGCAACGGAGACACUCCUUUGCACCUGGCCAUCAUCCAUCAGCAGACCAGUGUGAUCCAUCAGCUGAUCCACACUCUGCUGAGCAGCCAGCAGCAAAACCUCCUCAACACCGCCAACCUCCUCCGACAGACGCCUCUCCACCUGGCCGUGAUCACCCGGCAGGUGAAGGUGGUGGAGGUGUUGCUGAGGGCGGGGGCCGACCCCAGCCUGCUGGACAAAGAUGGCCGUAGUCCCCUCCACCUGGCGGCUCUGGCCGGAGACAACGCCACACUGCGCCCCCUGCUGGCUCACCUGGGGGAGCGGCACGCUCACCUGGUCAACGCGCCCGACUACCACGGUCUUCAUCCUCUCCACCUGGCGGUGAGGAGGGACGGCGAGCGCUGCCUCCGUCUGCUGGUGGAGGGCGGAGCCAAAAUCAACGCACCUGAGCAGAAGAGCGGAAACACCGCCCUCCACCUGGCCGUCAGGGAAAACCUGUUCAAGGUGGCCUGCACUCUCAUCACAGAGCUGAAGGCGGACGUCAACUCGUGCACGUUUGGAGGAAACACACCUCUCCACCUAGCGGCCAGUCAGGGCUCGCCGACCCUCUGCUCCAUGCUCAUCGCUGCAGGCGCUGAUAAGAACAUGGAGAACGACGAGCCGCUUUUCUUCAGCUCCUCUUCAGACGAAGAAGACGACACCGGGCCAAUCAGAGAGCGCGAGGCCGCCUCACUGCCAGUCAACCCUCGCAAGAGACCUGCAGCGGGACACACCCCUCUGGACCUCGCCAAGUGCCAAAAGGUGCGAAACCUGUUAAACUCCAGACAGAGUCCGAAGUCGAGUCGUCACAGCAGUAAGAAGAUGAAACCCAGUGAAGAAGCGGAGACUUCGGGGCUGGACGAGGACACGCUGUCCCGGCUGGUGGAGGUGUUGAGUGUCGGAGACGUUCCCUGGGAAAAACUGGCGGAGAAGCUGGGGAUGAUGAUGCUGACUCACCUGUACCUGGACAGUCCGACGCCGUGCCACCACCUGCUGCAGCACUACCAGCUGGGUGGAGGUCCAGUCGAAGGUCUGGUCGAAGCUCUUGAGUCUCUCGGUCUGACAGAAGGAGUCCGACUGCUGAGAAACACCGAGCUGCGAGACGACAAACACAGCACAGACGCUACGGUCGACAGCGGUUUCGGCAGCCAGCCAAUGGAAGAAGAGGAGCCGCCCAUGGCCGAUCAGUGACAAGCAGGAAAUAAAAUCCCAUCUGGAGGAUCUUCAGGAUGGUCGUCUCAUCCUGCAGGAACCAGAACUCUGCAGAACUGGACUUUAAUUAGCAGACUGACACAUGGAAACCUCCAGCAGAGACUCAGUAGAGUCGGACUCGAACGCUCGUUCACCUGCAGAGGAGGCGAGUGCUGCGUUCAAGACGGACACUGAGGCUGUAAUUCACAACAGGAAGUUGUAGUUUGGGUUUUGUCAACAUGUUGCGGCACAGAAGUCAACAGAAAUGUAAAAUUUAACCAAAGAAGUGUUUUAAAGUUUUAAAAAAUGUAUUUUAAUUACAUUUAAAGGAAAUACAAACCGCAGGUUUAAAAUGAGUUGUUUCUUUUUAUUUCAGAAAUUUGUCCCUUUGGUUAAUUUUCAACUUUUUACAUAAUUUUUAAUUAAUUUAUAUUUUGUUUAUGUGGUUUCAUUAAAUAGAGUUUAUUUCUGCGGGCUGCGUGAUGACUAAUGAACCCAAUGCUUGAAUGAGACAUAACAACCCCUUGAAAGUCCUUAAAUUUGAAAUCUUGGAACAUUUUUCAGCUACAGAGAAUUUUUUUUUAUGAAUUUCUAUUGUUGGUGUAAAUCUGUGCUGUUUACAAAGUGUGUGUGUGUGUGUGUUGUGUUACCUGAAGAGCUGAUCUGCUUCUUCGUCCUGUAGGAAAGUGGAAUUUCCAAUUUUCUGUCCGGGCACGAACGCAGCAUGUCUCACCUGCAGUGACAUCAGAGCAGGUUAACAAGUGUUACUCACCUGUUGCAACAUUUUAUCAAGGAAGAAUAAUAUUUUAAAUGACUGAAGAAAAUAAAAUACUCACUGUAAGUAAAAGUUGUGAUGUGUAAAGUCCUAUUGUGACAAAUACAUUAGAAGAUCAUUUUGACUCAAAAGGUUAAAAUAUUUCCGUCAAAUUCAGAAAUACUAAAUGAAAAUAUCAACAUUUGGACUCAGAAGUGACCAUUUUCAUAAUCUUUAACUAUAAAGCUGAAAGUGGCAAACUUAGGAAGUCAAAACUAAGACCUUUUACUGCAUGACAAAUUUGACAUUUAAAAAUCAAUUUACUUGAAUAAUUUUACAUAUUCAAGUCAAAAUUAUGAUGUACAUUGUGAUUUAAGUUUUGACAUGACAUUUUAUGUAAAAUGAUGAAAUGUCAAUUUUUGCCAUUUAAAAAAUUUAUAUAUUUGAAUUAUUUUACGCACUUAAGUCAGAAUUAUGACUUAAUUUUUGACUUUACUCAUAAGUCAGUUAAAUCAAAUAGUCAAAAGAAAAACUGUUUAGUUUUGAGAGACAUGAUGAGGAUGUUCUGACAUCUUUGACAUUAAUCAUUUUAUCUUGUUCAUAAUUUAAGAAAAUGUGGAAUAAUAAAAGCUCCACAUUUCCUAAAUGUCCAUCGCUCCUGAAAACUAAACGAUUAGAAACAGUUGGCGGGUGAACAUGUUCAGAUCGAUGAGGAUUAAUCUUGCUCCGUUAAAGACUUGUUGUGCAGUAAAGUUUGAAUAUCUCAUGUCGUCCACGUCAGUCAGAAGCUGUCUGUGUUUUUACUAAUACUGUGUAUUCAUGUGGUUUCUCUUCUUCUCCAAACAGCCUGGAAAUAUUUAAUCAGCGAAUGCUGCACUGACGUUUCUGAAACUUGUAAUAAAUAUGACUCAGACUUUUGUUUUCAAAAUGUUUGUUGUGCUUUUGCCUUU
Molecule: messenger RNA, 4587 nt
Organism: Micropterus salmoides (largemouth bass)
Lineage: Eukaryota; Metazoa; Chordata; Actinopteri; Centrarchiformes; Centrarchidae
Product: nuclear factor NF-kappa-B p100 subunit-like
Exons: 23
Coding region: 220-2883 (887 amino acids)
Biological process (GO): inflammatory response; cellular response to stress; innate immune response
Cellular component (GO): cytoplasm
Molecular function (GO): DNA-binding transcription factor activity, RNA polymerase II-specific; RNA polymerase II cis-regulatory region sequence-specific DNA binding; protein binding
Source: RefSeq, a predicted model, not a curated record